CCCAGGAAGCUCCUGAACUGUACAGCAGCAGUCGUCAACAGCCAGAGGUUAACACAGGACAACAGCCCUAGUCGACAAUCCGGCAACAUGAGGCUCUCCAAGUUGGUGGUGGUGUGUGUGGCCAUCGUCGCCCUUGUCCGGGCUGAGCAGAAGCAAAGUGAGGUGGGGAGUGCCUGUAAGUCAGCUGGAGGAGACUGUCUAAAGGAAGAUGUCAACAAGUGCCAUACUGUGUUGGCCGAGAAAGACUGUGGUCCCAGCGCCGUGUGCUGUUAUAAUGGUACGACGGGGACUGGCGCUCCAGCAAGAAAAUCCUUAAUAUUGGGAAGAAAAUAUGAGGAGAAAAUAUCUAAGAAUGUAAACAAGCAAAACAAAACAAAACGAAGUGUGAGGGAGGAAACUGAGAGAAAGAAAACUGCCAAAAACAAUAAGAACUCGUCUAAGAAAACGCGUACGAACAGACAAAAGAAGAACAUUUCUGAAAUGAAACCAGAGAAACGCAAUAAAACUUCGAAGAAAAGUAAGAAUAUAAAGAAAACGGCAAAGAAAGAACAAGAACCAAAGAAAAUUCAAAGGAAACAGGGAAACCGUAAGAAAAUAUCCAAUAAGAAACAAAAGAAUCCCAAGAACAAAUCCAGGAAGAGAUUACAAAAACUGAAGAAAAAGUCAAUAAAUGGAAAACGAAGAUCCAAGAAAUUAUACAAAACUGAGCCAAACACAUCGCCCAAAAUCGAAAAACUUUCCAAAACGGACAAAAAUAUUCCGAGUACAAAUCCCAGGAAGAACCAAAGAAAGCUCAAUAAAAUAUACAAGAAGCAAGAAAGAAAACCAAAAGAGAGUGCAAAGAAAAGGCAGAAGAAGGUUAAAGGGAAAAACGGCAAAUCCAAUAAAAAUAUCGGAAUGGAAAAGAGCAAGAAUGGAAAAGAAAAACUGAGGAAUAAUUUUGGAAAUAAAAAUGGAAAAUCACCCAAAAAUCUAGGAAAGAAAACACUGAAGAACGGUAAAGACAAAUCCAGGAAAAGUUUAGGAGAGAAAACAAUUAAGAAAAACAAAGCCAAAUCUAGGAAAAGUCUGGGGAAAAAAACACUGAAGAACGAUAAAGCCAAAUCUAGGAAAAGUCCGGGGAAAAAGACACUGAAGAACAAUAAAGCCAAAUCUAGGAAAAGUCCGGGGAAGAAGACACUGAAGAAAGGUAACGCCAAAAGUGUUGACAAGACCAAAGGUGAAGUCAAAGUGAGUGACAGAAGGGAAGGCCUGGACAAAGCCAAGUUAUCAGCAGGAAAAUCCGGUUAUGACCAAGCCAAGUGCCCCAAGUCUGAGGGCAAGUGUGGCACUUGUACCUUGAGGAACGAGUGCUCCUCCGGCGAGUGGCGGGAUGACGACUGUGGUGGCGACUGUGGCUGUUGUCAUCCAGCCAAAUGCACACCUAAGAAAAAAUGCAGAGGUGCAGGAGGAGUUUGUCGAAGUAAGUGUAGCGGCAAGGAGACGGAGUUGAAGAAGGGGUGUAAGGGCAUGGGGUGCAUGUGUUGUCUGAAGAAGGCUAAACCCUGCAAGACGAAGAAAUCGUGUCUGAAGAAGGGUGGCAAGUGUACAACGGAGAAGGAGUGCUCCACCGGCAACUUCGCCACCAAGGGCUGCAAGGGCGGCUGUGUCUGCUGCCUCUACAAAUCCACUUGCAGCGAGAAGAAACAGUGCAAGAAGCACCAUGGUCGGUGCAAGGAGCAUUGUGAGGGGCAUGAACAGGUCAUACACAAGGGGUGCAAGGGCCACAACUGCCAGUGUUGCGCACCGCCCCCUGUUAAACCUCCGCACCCCGUUAAACCUCCGCCAGCCUCCUGCAGUCCGUCCUCAGAGUGUACCUACGCCGGCGGCUACUGCGUGGAGUUCGAGCACCCCUGCCGGCCCGGCUACUACGCGUUGGGCGAGUGUCGCGGCGUGAGAAGCGGCUACGGCCACGGAGGCCACUGCAAGUGCUGCCGGCCACAAACGAUUACCAGCACAACAUCGACUACAAGCACGUCUACAACAUCGACUACAAGCACGUCUACAACAUCGACUACAAGCACGUCUACAACAUCGACUACAAGCACGUCUACAACAUCGACUACAAGCACAUCUACAACAUCGACUACAAGCACAUCUACAACAUCGACUACAAGCACAUCUACAACAUCGAGUACAAGCACAUCUACAUCAUCGACUACAAGCACAUCUACAACAUCGACUACAAGCACGUCUACAACAUCGACUACAAGCACAUCUACAACAUCGACUACAAGCACAUCUACAACAUCGACUACAAGCACGUCUACAACAUCGAGUACAAGCACAUCUACAACAUCGAGUACAAGCACGUCUACAACAUCGAGUACAAGUACAUCUACAACAUCGAGUACAAGCACGUCUACAACAUCGAGUACAAGUUCAUCUACAACAUCGAGUACGACCACAACUUCGACUACAUCGACAACAUCUACAACUUCGUCUACAACUACAUCUACAACUUCGUCUACAACUACAUCUACAACAACAUCUACAACUUCGUCUACAACUACAUCUACAACUUCGUCUACAACUACAUCUACAACUACAACUACAUCUACAACCUCGUCUACAACUACAUCUACAACUACAUCUACAACUUCGUCUACAACUACAUCUACAACUACAUCUACAACUUCGUCUACAACUACAUCUACAACUACAUCUACAACUUCUGGCCUCGACGGGGGCCAGGAAGCCGGCGCCUUGUUAAAGAUAUCCCCAAUUUUUCCUGAUGAUUUAAUCAAGGUGGAUUUUGGACUACAGCCAUGUUUCCGCAUUGACGGCUUCGGCGGGUAG
Messenger RNA from Procambarus clarkii (red swamp crayfish), 2838 nucleotides. The record is from RefSeq and is a predicted model, not a curated record. NCBI's taxonomy places the organism in Eukaryota, Metazoa, Arthropoda, Malacostraca, Decapoda, Cambaridae.